AUGCCUAAAUCUCAAUUUAGUCUUAUACCGCAGAGAUUUCAAUUACACGAUGCACCCAAUAAAGAUGAAUUUGGAGAGAAAUUUUGGCCGUAUCUUGUCAUUGCAUCCCAACUGACUGGGAUCUUAAUUGUGGCGCUAUUAUUAAUUUGGCUAAUCAGUGAUUUAGGCGGAUUUGGUUGGGAUGGCACUGCUGCUCAAUUUAAUGUUCAUCCACUCUGUAUGGUGCUUGGCAUGAUUUUCAUUAAUGGUGAAGCUGCACUAUCAUAUCGAAUCUUUCGAAAUGACCGGAAAGUCGUCAUCAAGGCUGUGCACGCAAUUCUGCAAGCUAUCACAUUUAUCUUAAUAGUGAUUGGCUUGGUUGCUGUUUGGCAAUUUCAUAACCACAAUAAAUUCAACAACAUGUAUAGCUUUCACAGCUGGUGUGGAUUAAUAACCGUCUUAUUAUUUAGCUUACAAUUGACAAUAGGAGCUGUUAUGUUUAUAUUUCGUAUAACUGGAGAAAGAAUAAGAAGUUAUUAUCUUAAACUGCAUGUCUACUUUGGUUGUGCAAUCUUUGUUAUGGCUAUCGCUACUUGCCUGCUUGGGAUUAACGAAAAACUCUUUCUCAAGUAUCCUCAUUCGUAUUCAAAUCUGCCAUCUGGUGCAGCAAUGGGCAACUGUCUUGGCUUAGCAAUUUUAACUUUUGGUCUCAUAGUUAUAUACAUGCUAUCCAGUCCGAUCUAUAAGAGAAAGCCUGAACCUGGAAACUACAGUUUAUCUGCACUAGGAGGGGAAGAAAGUGAGGAAGAUCCUAUCAAAGAUGGCUAG
Trichoplax adhaerens is the source of this 807-nucleotide messenger RNA. RefSeq lists its product as uncharacterized. The transcript has 4 exons. The record is from RefSeq and is a predicted model, not a curated record. Gene Ontology annotation, molecular function: oxidoreductase activity. NCBI's taxonomy places the organism in Eukaryota, Metazoa, Placozoa, Uniplacotomia, Trichoplacea, Trichoplacidae. Bases 1 to 807 code for a protein of 268 amino acids.